AUGGACGCGAGCGAUCCUAUGGACAUGGGAGACCCCAUGGACCUGGACGAGGAGGAUGACGAGGAGACGCUGCAGCUAAAACUCCAGCAAAUACAGGCACAGCUCAGGCUGAAGAAGUUGCGAAAGGACAAGGCUAGGUCCCAAAACGAUCCACAUUCGUCCUUCAGCCAACACUCGGAUCAGGACAAUACCAAGGCGUCAAGACCAGGCUCGGCUUCUACAGCGCGGCCGGGCUUAAGGAUAAAAGAGAUCAGAAGGACAGAUGUAGGAGCGCGGCCGUCUUCACAAAGCUCUGCUGUUGAAGUACCAGCUUCGCCCGUGAGGAAGGCUCAACCACAGCCCGAGCAAACUUCUCCAAGCCGAAUAUUGCUCGGCAUAGACAAAGGGCUGAAAGGGAAGGAUAUAUCACUGAAAAGGGCACCGAGUCUACGAAAGUCUCAGGACGACCCAGGAGGGUCGCAAAGCGGAGCAGGAUAUCUGCACAGGUCCAGGACUCCAGGUGUGGCGGAUGACAAACCGCGGCCAUUGAGCUUCAGUGAGAGACUGGCUGCUGCUCGGACGGAGGAGAAGACGCGUGAAGAAACGAGGUCAAAGGCAUCUAGGUCGCGAAGCUCAGCCUUCAACGUGACCAUGCAGGAGAUGGAGGAUUACAAAAGUGCUGCCGUGGAUCUGCCAAACGAGCCGUCACCGCGUGAUCGAGGAUCUGCCCGAGAGGAAACCACAGGAACUACGCCAUCCGAAAGACCGAGGCCUGGCCAUCUACACCGCAGCAACACCGCCCCUAGCAUACGGUCAGCGUCGCGUGUAGGACAUGGCAACACGGACUCUGGCUCGUUCACAACGCAAGUCGCAAGCUCAUUCUCCUCAAUAACAUCCGAGACCCCGAAAUCACCCUCGGUCUCUUUCGACGUCUAUUCUGGUUUCCAUCUGACCAAGCGCAUCCUCCCACAUCAAGUCGUGGCGCGUGCAGUCUCAGGUAAAACGACAUACUCCAUCAAGGACCUGCUCAGGCAGGUCAAAGCCCCGGACUUUUCCCUCCCCGACGACGUGGUCGACAGCGUCAUGUUCGGCAUUGUGGCAUCCAAGUCAGAUCCUCGUCAUCACAAACCUCAAUACGACGCCGAGACAGGGAAGAUGAAGCAGUCAGAAAGAGGGAAGUACAUGGUCAUCACCCUCGUCGACCUACAGUACGAGAUCGAGCUCUUCCUCUUCAACACCGGCUUCGAGCGCUUCUGGAAGUUGUCCACGGGGACUGUCGUCGCCAUUCUCAACCCAGACAUCAUGCCACCGCCACCAGGGCGUACGGACACUGGUCGUUUUAGUCUGGCGAUAAACUCGGACGCCGACACGAUCCUCGAGAUCGGCGCGGCGCGGGACCUGGGCUACUGCAAAUCCGUCAAGGCCGAUGGAAAGCUCUGCAACAGCUGGGUGAAUGCCCGGCGCACCGAGCACUGCGAUUACCACACCAACACGGCCCUGUCGCGGACCCGUUCAGGCCGGCAGGAAGUCAACGGCAGCGCGGGUCUCGGCAACGGCUACGUAAAACCCAACCACCGCCACUGGAAGGACAGCGCCGAGGCCAAGAGGCGGUCAAAGGUCGAAGAGGAGCAUGGCAAGUUCGAUUGGGAGACACGGAGCCGUUAUUUCAUGAACGGAGGCAGCCGCGGCCAGAGCGCGUCGUCGUUGAUUGACCAAGAAGGGCGUGUCUCCGACACUCGGGAAAGGGCAGAGGGGCUGAAGAGGAAACUAGCCGCACUGGAGAAGGAGAGGGAUAUCGCCAAGAAGCUGGGCGAGAUGGGCAGCGGCAGCAUGGGCGGGGAAUACAUGCGAAUCUCGGGUGCGCAACCAGCCCCAGAGACCUCAAGAGCGGGCUCCCGCGCUACCUCGAGGCUCAAUGGGACAAGAGGCCCGCGCACAGUGCCAUCCUCAUCAACGUUCAAGCCCGAGGUCAGGCUCCCGGGCAUCUCCCUCCACACAGACGACCCACCGCCCAAGACCGACGCCCGCUUCCUAGGCCUGCUCGCCCCAAGAGGAACGGGUUCUAAGAUCUCCCUCAGCCCCAUCAAGCGCAAGCGCCAGGACAGCACGCUGUCAUCCAACAGCUCCUCAUUCGACUCCAAGCCGCCAGGCGCCUCGUCCUUCACGACCAACGCCACCAGCCGGCUGUCAGCCGCCACGGGAGGCCGUCCUCCAGGCGGGUUCGGCUGGGGCACGACACUGCGGGACAAGCUGUCGCGCAUGAAGACGGGCGAGAGGCUGUCCCUGCACACAAGCCACAACAGCAUCAGCACGACGGCCAGCAGCAGCAGCAGCGGCGCCGGCGCGACAGGCGGCAGCGCGUUCCGCGACAAGGACAGGUCGCCCGUGCGCAAGAAGACGCGCUUCGUCACGGAGAAGGGCAUCCGCGAGGCCGGGCGGGAGAGCCUCCCCGGCUCGGUCGUCGCCGACAAGGGCGGCGUGGGGGCGGGCACCGCCGGGGCCAGGGGCUGGGGCGGGCAGCUGGCCUCGAGGCAGCGGCGGCAGCAGCAGGAGGUUGUGCUCGAGGGUGACAAUGAUGAUGAUGACGACGAGCUUGUUGUUGUACGAUAG
Diaporthe amygdali is the source of this 2589-nucleotide messenger RNA. RefSeq names its product minichromosome maintenance protein 10. NCBI's taxonomy places the organism in Eukaryota, Fungi, Ascomycota, Sordariomycetes, Diaporthales, Diaporthaceae. Gene Ontology annotation, cellular component: replication fork protection complex; nucleus. The transcript has a single exon. The record is from RefSeq and is a predicted model, not a curated record. Gene Ontology annotation, biological process: DNA replication; DNA replication initiation. Bases 1 to 2589 code for a protein of 862 amino acids. Gene Ontology annotation, molecular function: DNA replication origin binding; single-stranded DNA binding.